Messenger RNA from Symbiodinium sp. CCMP2456, 987 nucleotides. Lineage: Eukaryota; Dinophyceae; Suessiales; Symbiodiniaceae. The record is from the annotation of a GenBank genome assembly.
AUGUCCGCAUUGUGGAGCAGGCAAGUUGAGCCACUUAUCGGAAAGUUUGGGCGCACAGAUGCAGUGCCAAGUUUUGCAAAAAAAAAAACAAUUUCCAACCCCACGAAUUUCAUUUCAUUUUCGUGCAGGGAGCUGGUGCCAGCAAAACCAGUCUGCAGAAAGGCCUCCAUCCUCCUGUGCGCCACUGCCGCCGUGCCCCGGCAUUGCCUGUCCAAGAUCAUGGAAGUGGACGACAGGAUUGUAUCACGCAUUUACAGCAACCUCGACAUCGCCCGUGCGCGUUUCGUACUCGCACAUGAGAAACACAUACAGCAUGGUGGGAUUGCUCGGUGGGUGGAUGUGGAGGUUGACGAGGUCGAUUUGGGCACAGGGUUGGUGGAAAACAACGACACGCCCAAGUUGAACGCAAAGUGGGAGCAAUGGUUGGGAGUGGUUCAACUUGGCUCGAACCGUCAUGUGGGUGAAGCACAUUACACCAAAGUGCACAGCUUGUCUUUGCCCGACGCCAAGAAGUUCAAGGUGUUCGUGCCUGCCCUGCGUGACCUGGAAGGCUUGCUGCGCAAAGCUGAGAUUCCUGUGAGCAUCGCUGCGUUGGACCUGACCGCUUCGCCCGCCCCCCCGGAUGCGUUCCUGUGGGAAUACCCAGCCGCAGUUGCGCCACACAUCCAGCUCAUCCUGCCGAGAUCCAUGGAUGGAGAGGCCGGAGUGGUCGAUUACGACGGUGUAUGGGACGCGCGGUCAUUGGCAAUGGCAGCAUGCCGCCUCGCCGGUCCUCGCGCCCCGGAGAUCUCAGCGGAGGAGAUCUCCCGCUUGGAGAACGGUAUUCAGAAGCUUCGCGACCUGAUUUUCGAGAUGCUGUUUCUGCAGGAAGUGCCCCUGCAAGACGUGGGCCGAAAGAAGGCCUGGUGGUCGCGGUGGCUGCAUCGAGUGCCCCAGCAGGUGCGCAGCCUUGUGUUCUUCAGCAAACGUAGUGACGACGUGGUGUGA